GUGACGCCCUGAGUAGAUACCCUGUAAUACCGGACACUUUAGAGUGAGGAGUAUAAUAGGUGACGAUCACAACACACUUCAACCUUCGACCUCUCAACACGGACGUCGCGAUUUAUCUUCUGGUCAUAUUCACGUGUUUUGAAGAUUUGUGUUAAAAUAUAUCACAUCGUUAAACAUUAUACACGUAUACAGUUAUUAUCUACAAGGUGAUAGUUAAUUUAACAAGAAUGUCUAAGUCCGAGUCUCGGGUACUGCUGCUGGAAAAUGACCAUUUGGAAAUGGCAAUGUCAGACCAGGAAAAAGACGGAUUUUCAUCGGGGUACGACUCGGCGCAGGAGGUCUCCGAUACGGAAACAAGCCUGUUAAAAGUACAGCAGCCCUACUUAACAUGUGACUCCCAAUGCGACAGUGAGUCUGAAGACGAGGCUACAGAGGUCAUGAGUUAUAAAAGCACCAAGGCCCUCUGUGAACAUCUCAAAUAUAUCGUUUCCAUGCCCGAGUUAUGUGACGUCACGUUUUUGGUUGGCCCCACAAAGGUUCCGGUUUAUGGCGUAAAGGCAAUUCUGGGCACCAGAAGCAGGGUUUUAUAUCAACUUAUUUUGAAUCAACAACAUCAAGCGGAAGCGGAAAGAUCGACAUUUAAGAAGUUCCGGAAGUCAUCCUCAAAAUCGCGUGUCGUCAUAGAAGUGAACAAGUACGAGCCAGAGGACUUCCGAAUGUUAAUGCAAUUUGUUCAUUGUGGAUCUGUGGACAUAGGAAUACACAAUGUGGCGGGUUUGUUGUGCGGGGCAUAUCAGUUUGGUUUGGAGGACCUGCGGUCAGCCUGCUGGGAUUUCGUUCGCCGAUCGCUCGACAGUGCUUCCGGGCAGGAUACAGCGCAUGCGUUGAUGGCAUCAGCCUUCCGGUACAACCAUCACAAGACAACAAGGAAGCUUGUCUCAAAGAUCAACAAGGUGCUACAAGAAACAGAACACAAGAAAAAAGACCAUUUUCACGACCAGCAAUCCAAUGGUUCAAAGAAAACCUCAAAGAUGUCAACAACAGUAUAGAUAGCAACGGAAGUGACGUCAUAACAGUGAUGUCGCUAUAACGUUAAGUGCUCAAUACCUUUCGGAUGGUAAAAGAUAUUGUAUUUAUUUAAAUAUAUAUGUAACUGAAUUUAACAAGAGGGAUGAUAAUUUUGUUCCUAUCUGGAGUGCUCAAAAAUAGUGACACGUGCUUUAUCAAACAAUUGGCCAGUUUCGGAACAGUGAAUAGCCUAUGCUGGAUGGAGUAUUUACGAUUGGCAAUGCCGAACUUGAUGUUCAGAAAAUGUCAUAGCAUUUCGUUCUGUUAUUAUUUCCAAAUUAGAAAAAUAUGUUAUUGAAAAGUGUUAAUGAUUCAUAAAUAUCAAAUAUCAUUUGUUAUGAAAUGGAAUGUUGUUAAUUUUAAUACAUGUAUACUGUGAUGUUGGUGGAGAGAGAAGUUUGUCAGUAUGGAAGUGAUGACAGUGUGGGCAGUGAGUAGUGACAACACUAGUGUGAUGGUGAGGAUAGACAAAAGGACGAGAAGGAGAGAGAGAGAGAAUCUAAUGAAAAAACGAGUAUGAGAGUAAUUAUAGUACGACAAAUCUUGUAAUUCACUUUCGUAAUGUAUUGUAAU
Mizuhopecten yessoensis (Yesso scallop) is the source of this 1641-nucleotide messenger RNA. RefSeq names its product serine-enriched protein-like. The transcript has 5 exons. The record is from RefSeq and is a predicted model, not a curated record. NCBI's taxonomy places the organism in Eukaryota, Metazoa, Mollusca, Bivalvia, Pectinida, Pectinidae. Bases 228 to 1049 code for a protein of 273 amino acids. Gene Ontology annotation, molecular function: protein binding.